Cryptosporidium ubiquitum is the source of this 2619-nucleotide messenger RNA. RefSeq lists its product as uncharacterized. Gene Ontology annotation, cellular component: TRAPP complex; nucleus; cytoplasm. Bases 1 to 2619 code for a protein of 872 amino acids. The transcript is spliced from 2 exons. The record is from RefSeq and is a predicted model, not a curated record. Gene Ontology annotation, biological process: endoplasmic reticulum to Golgi vesicle-mediated transport. NCBI's taxonomy places the organism in Eukaryota, Apicomplexa, Conoidasida, Eucoccidiorida, Cryptosporidiidae.
AUGGAAUUUAUUACUAAAGAUAUAUUAGAGCUUGAAAGUAUAUUGGAACUUUACAACUGGGUUCAAAAUUAUGAUAAUUCCAAGGUACCUACAAAAAGAAGCAUAUUUCUGGAAGUGAAAAGUAAGCUUAAUUUAAAAAUAGUAAAUAAAAACAAUCUUUUAACGCCAAAAACCACUGGAUUAUUAAAAAAUGGAAGUUCUAGAGCCUGUGCUAAACACGGCGAAAAUUUGAGUGAAAAAAGGUAUUAUCCACAAAGAAUUCAAAAUUACAUGGGAAUAGGUUCCGAUUUAUGUGGUAAAAGUAUCGAGAGAAGAUCAAGACCGUCAACACUUUGUUCAAUUUAUCCAAUAUCUGCAUUUUCUAGAAUCCACGAAACACUUUUAGAUGCAAGUUAUAGGAAUAGUAGAAUCUGUGAUUAUAAUAAUAGCUCUUCUGAUGGAGGUGAGAGCAGUGAGGAGUAUAGGUCUUAUAUGGGUGAAGAAACAGGAGUUGAUUAUAACUUGAAUAGUAAGUGCCAAGAAAUUAAGAGAAAAAGUUUGAAAAAAGAAUCAGAAAAGUCAAUUAUAGAUAAUAAGAUAGUAUUCGAUGAAACCGAAUGUGGGAAAGCAAAAUAUAAUUUUAAAUUCAGUCGUGAAAUUGACAUAAAGUCUUUAAGUAACUUAAUAAUAUAUCUCAAAAAUAUUAUUAGGUCACGAAGUGGUAGUAGUUGCAUGAAUGAUGAUGAUUAUUUAAGAAGUGGUAAUAACUUUUGUUUUUUAACACUUUGGAAAAAGAUUGAAGAAUCUACACAACAAAAAGUUGGUGAAUUAAAUGAAGAAAUUACUGUUUGGCAACAACUUAGAGAUGUUUUACUAUUAACAGGAAUGUCUUUAAAGUAUCCAACUUGGUCUGGGGAACAAUUAACUAAUAUUAUAACUAGAAUUUGUCCAAAAAAAAUCUUGAAUCUAAUCAUUGAAAAUAAUAGAAGUAAACUUCAAAGCAAUGGUGAUAAGAACGAAAUAUGUUAUCAAGGAUUAUCUGAACUAUAUUAUACAUUUAUUGAAAACUCAAAAAAUGUUUUCGACCUAUUUUCCGUAAGUAAGCUCAUAGAAGAAAGUUUAACCAAGUAUAUAAAUUUGAUUAAAACUUUGAAAUAUGAUCAAAUAUUAUCAGGAGUAAGUAAAGAAAUUGAAAAUUUAAAAAUUGAAAAUAACCAACUAUCUUCUGAAGAAAAGGACUUUUUGGAGGUACUAUCCACAUAUAGUACUUGUGGAGAAUAUGGAUUUGAUGAAGACGGAUAUGCCAGUGUUUUAGAAACUGACUAUAACGAGUUUUCUGGAAACAAUAUUAUGGUAGACUCUAAUAAAAGAGAAUCCAAAUUAAUUGACUCUCUUGGUCUUUUUGUUAAUUUGAGUGAUGUAAAAAGGCCAUUAAUAGAUGAUUACGCUUCUAACAAAGUUAAUAGCAGUAUUAGCUUUUCAAAUGGAAGUAAUAUAGAAAACUCAAAUACCACUAUGAUUACAUCAACAACUACAACAGCAAAUAAUAAUGAAAGAAAUAAUACGGCGAAAUUAAACUCAGUCGCUGAUUUAAAUGAUGAUAACAAUGAUGAGUUUGAAUUUAAUAUUGGUAAUUCAGUUCAACAAAUAAAUGAAAAUAUCAUAAAUUUGGGUAUUUCAAGAAAACUUUUUCAAGACUUAAUUAAUGAAACAUUAAUCAAAAACUCUUCUUCUUCUUCUUUAGUUUACAUUGAAAAAGGCACACUUAUAGAUGCAUGCAGAAUUAUUGAUGAUUGUAUUUACCACUCAAACUCAAUUUUGGAGUAUUGCCAUAAAAAUAAGGUGGUUAAAAACAAAAAUUCAUCCAGAAUAGCUCUAAUUUGGUUUUUUAUUUCGAUAAUUAUUAUUUUAUUCAUCAUUUUUGUCGGAAAACACAACCCAGCUAUUGAAUUAAUAGAAAAAACUGCAUUCAAAUCGAAUGAUCAAUAUUUCAAGUCAGGAGGAAUACCUAUUAGGUCACUUAAUUCAAAAGAGAAUUUGGAGCUUCAUGGAAAAGAUAACUCUCAUUCUAAAACCCAUAAUAAUUUGAUUAAGGCGUCUGAUUGUAUUCUAUCAAAGGACACAAACCAAGUUGGUGUAAAUUCUGACAUAUGCAAUGUAAUUGGAGACAUUACCGCCGAAUGCAGUAUGAUACAAGUUAUUUGCAUUAGUAUUGUGGAUAGAAGUAAUCAGCCUUUAUUGUUUAGAACAUUGGAAAAUGAAUCAUUGGAUUCGCUCCAUUUUGCAGUAUAUUCUGCUCUGGAUAUCAUUGAGAGAAAGACCAGUGGAGAUGCCAUGGAAGGGUCUUUGGAUCCGUAUUUAGGUUAUUUAGGCCCUGCAAUUAGUUUAAGCUAUGAAUAUGAAAUUUAUGGCUUUCUAAGCUUCUCACACGUAAAGAUAAUUGUAGUACUACAAGACCAUCCUGAAAACGAAAUUGAACUCAGAAAUUUCUUUCAUAACAUAUAUAAAGCCUAUGUGGAUUCUAUAUGUAAUCCCUUCUUAUUAAGAACAAUAGAAACUCCUAAAUUAAUUGCUAAGAUCGACAGAUUAAUUUCAAAUGCUCGAGAAGUUAACAUUCAGAUAGACAAGAGUCACUCAUGA